UUGUUUUUAAAGCGUAGCCUGAAAGACAGAGUUCAGGGGAAAAUUCAAAGUUCAUCGCUGAAAUCACUAUUCCGUGUGUUUACCUGCACUGGAUGCUCUUCUUUCUCCCUGCAUGUGUCCGCUCAGACAGCAAAACACAGACGUGCAAAGAGGAGGAAGAGGAGCAAAGUGUGAGUUUGUGAGAAGAGCGGCAAAGGUUUUUAAACCACAGAAGCGGUUGCUGCUGCUACUUCCGGAGCAGCCCAUUAAAGUAUGGGAAUAUAUGCAGGAAAUUUAUGAGUAAACUCGCGUUAAAAGUUAUGACGUUAUCUGGAGCUCCUCUAAAUCGGAAUUUCAACUGGAAUUCUCCCUAAAUUCGGAUUUUCCACUUGGAAAGUCCGAGAAGUCAAGGGAUGCUGAAUAUGGAGCUGUCUGGCAGGAGGAAAAGAGGAAGACCACAGAGAAGAUCCGUGGAUGUAGCGUGCACGGGGUUGGGGUGACAGAAGAGGAUGCAAGGUGUAGGGGCAGAUGGAGACCUUUAAAGGAAACAGCCGAAAGAAGAAAGUAGGAGAAGACCCACCAACCCGGACUUGUGACUCGAGGUGACAACAGUGCGUGCAAACAGUAUAACAAAACUGUAAUACUUGAAGUCUCUGUAGUACCACCUGAUGUGUACUUAUGAUCGAGCGGGCUCUAUCCAGGAAUGUGUUACAACAGCAACAACAACGAAAACAUGCUUUACGUUGUUGUUGUUACUGAUGGAUGGAGGUCUUCACCUCGCCAUGGUGCAAAAAACCUGUUUUCCUAGCUUUUCCGAGCACUGGAACGCGGACGACAUUCCCAGCCCAGCACCAGCAUCCGACUUUCGAGGUUAAAGCAAGGCAGCAUGAUGAGAAUGAGCUGUUGUUGGCUGGCUCCCGGGCUGACAGCAUUCCUCCAGCUGCUACAGCACAAUGCAAACCAUUAAGUGUGUUGUCGUUGGAGACGGAGGAGUGGGUAAGACCUGUCUGCUCAUCAGCUACACCACCAAUGCCUUUCCUGGAGAGGAAAUUCCCUCUGUGUAAGUUCGACAACUACUCCACCAAUGUUAUGGUGGAUGGGAAGCCAGUGAGCCUGGGCCUUUGGGAUACAGCAGGACAAGAAGACUACGACAGACUCCGCCCCCUUUCCUACCCAGAGACGAAUGUGUUUCUCAUCUGCUUUUCACUCGUGAUGCCUGCCUCGUAUGAAAACGUCCGUCAUAAGUGGUACCAGGAGGUGACACACCAUUGUCCCAACACUCCUAUAAUCCUUGUGGGCACCAAACUGGACCUGAGAGAUGAUAAGGACACCCUGGAGAAGCUGAAGAAGAAUAAAAUCUCUCCAAUUACUUAUUCUCAAGGACUGGCCCUGUCCAAAGAGAUUGGUUCUGUCAAGUACCUGGAGUGCUCAGCCCUGACGCAACGUGGUGUUAAAACUGUGUUUGAUGAGGUCGUUCGGGCCGUCCUGUGCCCUUCACCCAUCAAAAAGAAGGCAAAUAAAUGCUCUGUCCUCUAAAACUUCCUUUACUGGCACUGCUACAGGGGAACGUGACUGCUACCGGUGAGGGUGGCUGAAGAAAUACAAGAAAAACACCAGUACACAUGCACAAAAACAAUGUAUUUCUGUCCUUCCAUAUGUGAAACUGUAACAGUUAGACCAAUACACAGUCACUAAUACUUGGUUACUUGAUGGGACCACUUGUUGGCUGCCCCACCCCACCAGUUACUCAGCUACCCAGUACUCACCCCUAGACCAUGGUUGCCCUUCUAGUUAUUUCUAUUAGAUAGCUAUUAUUCAAAACGUUAUUUGAAUUCAUCUUUAUUAUGUCUUCCUUUUUACUUGUACAGUCAGUCUGAGCACUUCACUGUGCGUUAUACUUCUAUAACUGUAUAUGUGACAAAUAAAAUCAAAAUGUUCUUGGAGACCUGGAAUUUAAACGUUCUUACCUGGAAAGCGAAUGAAACAUGAUUGAAGAAACAUCAUUUUCACCACUCUUUGAGCUACCUGGAUGUUCUUUGCCUUUCUGGAAAGACUCUGAUAGUGACCUCUGACCUCUGUGCUGGGGGGUCCUGGGUGUGUCUGAGGAAUUUCCCUCCUCCUAAAGUUUCUUUUACUGCUUGCUCUGGGGAAAAAAAUCUCUUAUUCCUGGUGUUUAAAUAAACAG
Molecule: messenger RNA, 2164 nt
Organism: Oreochromis niloticus (Nile tilapia)
Lineage: Eukaryota; Metazoa; Chordata; Actinopteri; Cichliformes; Cichlidae
Product: ras-related C3 botulinum toxin substrate 1-like
Exons: 6
Coding region: 742-1515 (257 amino acids)
Biological process (GO): small GTPase-mediated signal transduction
Molecular function (GO): GTPase activity; GTP binding
Source: RefSeq, a predicted model, not a curated record